This is a messenger RNA of Saimiri boliviensis boliviensis (Bolivian squirrel monkey), 1585 nucleotides long. It is a transcript of the gene MYCBP, whose product is annotated as MYC binding protein. Gene Ontology annotation, cellular component: nucleus. Gene Ontology annotation, molecular function: transcription coactivator activity. Gene Ontology annotation, biological process: regulation of DNA-templated transcription. The record is from RefSeq and is a predicted model, not a curated record. Lineage: Eukaryota; Metazoa; Chordata; Mammalia; Primates; Cebidae.
GCAGUGCUGCUCCCAGCCCGCCAGUCGCGGUCUCCGGCGCCAGCUACGCCGCUGCCGCUGUCACUAUGGCCCAUUACAAAGCCGCCGACUCGAAGCGUGAGCAGUUCCGGAGGUACUUGGAGAAGUCUGGGGUGCUGGACACGCUGACCAAGGUGUUGGUAGCCUUAUAUGAAGAACCAGAGAAACCUAACAGUGCUUUGGAUUUUUUAAAGCAUCACUUAGGAGCUGCUACCCCAGAAAAUCCAGAAAUAGAGCUGCUUCGCCUAGAACUGGCUGAAAUGAAAGAGAAAUACGAAGCUAUUGUAGAAGAAAAUAAAAAACUGAAAGCAAAGCUUGCUCAGUAUGAACCACCUCAGGAGGAGAAGCGUGCUGAAUAGGAUUCUUCUCAGUUGAAAGACAAUGAAAAAUGGUUUUGUAUGACUUGAAUAGUUUGUAUAGUAUAUAAUCUUUUCUGAACAGAUGCUAUAGAACUCUUUUAAUAUGUUUAAUUCACCUGUCACAUUCUGUUAAAAACACAUAGAAUCAUCAAUAAAAACUCAAUAUAACUUUCUUUGGGUCUUAAAGCAGGAGAAUCCAAAGUAAAUCCUGAAAAAACCUAAACACAGCCAUCUAACUCAUUACCUUAAAAGACAUUCUGUUUAUUAGUCUGAUUAGGAAUGAUGGCACUGGUUGUAUUUUAGCCAAGGCAGUUUAGCAUGGAGCUAUUCCUUGGUGUAGUUCAGGAUAUGAACACAGGUACAGUCAUUCUUUGAAGGUGACAGUGUUGUGUAUAUUCCCUAUAGGCAGCUGGAGAGAUCUGUGUGACACAAGAUGCUUUUGUACGGGAUCUGUGUGACACAAGAUGCUUUUGUACGGGUUCUCAUGAGUCUUCUGCUCUUGUUUGUGUAACAUGGAACACACAACUCUUCUUUGCCACCACUUUGCCUUAGAAAACUGUGUGUGUGUGCCAGUUUGAACUCUGACACCACAUUUUCCUUCUAUGCAAUCACGGCUUGUCUGAUAAUCUUGGAUUGGUUUGCUCUGAGCUUUAGUGGGUCCUAGUUGCACACUGGCCUUUCUGCUGUUUUUCAAUUUGCCUAAUAAUAGCAGUUACCCUCAUUGUAAUUUAUGUAACUUUAAACAGGAUCAUACUGUACCCCCUGCCUGCCAUAUCUGCUUACUGAGCACAGAACAGAGGCAAUAUACAACUCUGGGUUCACACGAGCUGGGAUGAGAAGAGGAAUGAGCCAUAUAUUGUGGAAAAUCAUAGUUUGUAGGUAUAAUUAUACAGUGCUUUUUUCCCCCUCAAAGUAUUUUUCUAGCCCUGGAUUCAUUUUAUUAUUCAUUUUAUUAUUGUGAUGUAGGUGGGGCAAGUAUGAGGGGAAGUUGGGUGCUGAAUUUUUAGGCCAAAGACUGAUAUUAAUACAAAUCACUCACUAACUGUAGAGCCUUGGGCAUAUCAGUGAACUGCUCUGAGAUUUACCGUCUUCAUCUGUUUAAUGAGAAGAAUAUCCGUGAUGCCUACCUCACAGGGUUGUUGUGAGGGUCAAAUGAGAAUGUAUGUGAAAGAUUUGUAAAUGGUAAAGCACUAUAUUCUUGUUUGUUA